AUGUUUGCGUGGUCUCUGUUAUCGCUAGUCUAUGGUGGCAGUCACAUGAUUUUGCUGUUUUGAUUAUACAAUUUGACAGUUUGACUCAUAUAUUUGCCUUGAAGGGCUUAUUGCCUUCUUACGAACUGUUCGUUACUGUUUUAUUGUAAAUGUGAAGUGUUAUUGUAAUCAGGCUUAUUUGAGAGUGAUUUAAAUAAUGUUUAGGUCAUCGACUGCAAAUUUCGAUAGGUUAUUAGAUAAAGCUACCAGUAAUUUGCGUUUGGAACCAGACUGGCCGGCGAUUCUACAGAUUUGUGAUCUUAUUAGACAGGGCGAUGUCCCGCCCAAGCAUGCCCUUGCAUCAAUUAAGAAAAAACUGAACAAUCCGAACCCACACAUCGCAAAGUUUGGACUGCAGGUGCUGGAGUCGUGCGUGAAGAACUGCGGGAACCUGAUCCAGGACGAGGUGGGCACCAAGCAGUACAUGGAGCAGCUGCGAGAGCUGGUUCGCAGCACCGCCCACGACGAGGUCAAGAACAAGGUGCUGGAGCUCAUCCAGGCCUGGGCCUUCGCCUUCCGGAACAGCCCCAAGUACCGAGCUGUGCAGGACACGGUGAACAUAAUGAAGGCGGAAGGCUGCAAGUUCCCGGCCCUAAACGAGAGCGAUGCCAUGUUCUCUGCCGAUACUGCGCCCGAGUGGGCGGAUGGCGACUGCUGCCAUCGCUGUCGAGUGCAGUUUGGAGUGGUGCAGCGCAAGCAUCACUGUCGCGCAUGCGGGCAAGUCUUCUGUGCCCAAUGUUCGUCCAAAACAUCUACCGUGCCAAAAUUCGGUUUCGAGAAGGAAGUAAGAGUGUGUGAUGCAUGCUACGAUGUAAUUAACAGGCCAUCCACAAGCACUGCACCAAGCAAGAGUGAUGUGGAGCUGCCCCCGGAGUAUGUUUCAAGCUCUCUGGCACAGCAAAAUCAGGCUCCUCCGCGGAAGACCGAGGAAGAGCUGCGGGAGGAGGAAGAGCUGCAGUUGGCUCUCGCUCUGUCCCAGUCGGAAGCCGAGCACAAGGAAAAAGAGAAGAAGCGCACAGCCACUAUGAUGUCAAGUGCAGCUGCUAAUCGAGCAAGAACAUAUUCUCCACCGCCAAGCACGCAGCGGGACGCCAGCCCGGCGCAGGACGACCCCGAGCUGGCGCACUACCUGAACCGCGCCCUCUGGAACCAGCGCAAGGCCAGCGCGGAGAAGGAGGCGCUGGAGCGGGAGGUCACCAGCCCGUCAGCCCCCGCCAACACCUCCAGCCCCCUCGCUGCCCUGGUAGUCAAGCACAAGCAAGAGAAUGGUGAGGUAGAUGCUGACAUGGAAGAUUUUGUGAUUAACCUCAAGAGCCAAGUGGAAAUAUUUGUAAAUCGCAUGAAAUCCAACUCCAGUCGUGGGCGCUCCAUUGCGAACGACAGUUCCGUCCAGACAUUGUUCAUGACCAUCACGGCUAUGCAUUCUCGCCUGCUUCGAUACAGCCAGCAACAGGAUGACAAGCGAGUGUACUUCGAGGGGCUGCAGGACAAGCUGACCCAAGUGAAGGACGCGCGCGCGGCUCUGAACGCCCUCCGCGAGGAGCACCAGGAGAAGCUGCGGCGCCAGGCCGAGGAGGCGGAGCGGAUACGCCAGCUGCAGAUGGCGCACAAGCUGGAGAUCAUGCGCAAGAAGAAGCAGGAGUACCUGCAGUACCAGAGAGAGCUGGCGAUCCGGAGGAUCCAGGAGCAGGAGCGAGAGAUGCAGAUGAGGCAGGAGCAGCAGAGGCAGCAGUACAUGAUGUCUGGCAUCCCGUACCCCAUGCAGCAUGCUCCCCCCGGUUUUGCUCCUGGUGUUGAUGGUGCAGCUGUGCAUGGUCAGUUUGGUCCUGGCCAGAUGAUGCCUGGGAGUCCUUACCCCACCACCAGUGCACCAGGAACCCUCCUUCACAACUACCAGCCGCCGUUCGUCGUAGCAGGCAUGACUGGCCCACCGGUUCCUGGUCAGAAUGUUCCUGUACCGAUGCAGGGAUCAUCUCUCAGGGGUCCUGUUCUCAUACAAGGCCAUCCACAUCCCAUGAUGCGUGGCCCUAUGAUGCCGGGCCAGAUGGGACUGCACGGGCAUUUACCUGGGCCUAUGCCCGGCCCGGGGCAGCCGGGCUCCAUGCACAGUGCUCAAGGGCCCAUGCCUGGCCCAGGACAAGUCAUGCCCAAUCCGGCACAAGUGCCCAUGCCUGGGCAGGCCACCCCAGGACAGCAGAGUCAAAUGCAGCAUGGUCAAGGUCCCAUGCCCGCCCAAGGACAGCAGGGUCCCAUGCAGCAUGGUCAAGGUCCCAUGCCCGCCCAAGGACAGCAGGGUCCCAUGCAGCAUGGUCAAGGUCCCAUGCCCGCCCAAGGACAGCAGGGUCCCAUGCAGCAUGGUCAAGGUCCCAUGCCCGCCCAAGGACAGCAGGGUCCCAUGCAGCAUGGUCAAGGGCCCAUGCCCGGUCCAGGACAGCAGGGUCCCAUGCAGCAUGGCCAAGGGCCCAUGCCCGGUCCAGGCCAACAUGGUCCGGUGCCCAUGCCUGGCCCAGGACCUGCCCAGCAGGUGCAAGGGCCUAGGCCACUCCAGCACCCGGUACAGGUACCGCAGGCACCCGCCCAGCCCCCACAGGGCCAGUUCCAACAGCAGCAGACCGCGGAGCUCAUCAGCUUUGAUGACUAGUGAGCGUCGUUUUAUCUUCCUGCUGUCUGUGCAACACAGUUAUUACACCAUUUUAAAAUUUUAGCAUAGUAUUCUACUGGGAGUAAAAUAAAAUUAGUGCUUUCCAAAUAAUUUCCUGUAGUAGGCAGAUUAUACAGUUGUUUUUAUUGUAAAAUUAAAUGUUUAUUUGAAAUUAUAUGCAGAUACGAAAA
Messenger RNA from Bacillus rossius redtenbacheri, 2871 nucleotides. It is a transcript of the gene Hrs, whose product is annotated as hepatocyte growth factor-regulated tyrosine kinase substrate. Gene Ontology annotation, molecular function: ubiquitin binding; phosphatidylinositol binding; metal ion binding. The coding region runs from base 197 to 2680 and encodes 827 amino acids. Gene Ontology annotation, biological process: endocytic recycling; receptor internalization. Lineage: Eukaryota; Metazoa; Arthropoda; Insecta; Phasmatodea; Bacillidae. The transcript has 15 exons. The record is from RefSeq and is a predicted model, not a curated record. Gene Ontology annotation, cellular component: early endosome.